Molecule: messenger RNA, 1341 nt
Organism: Plenodomus lingam JN3
Lineage: Eukaryota; Fungi; Ascomycota; Dothideomycetes; Pleosporales; Leptosphaeriaceae
Source: RefSeq, a predicted model, not a curated record
AUGGAGGAAAAGAAAAUACCUGAAGAAAACAUAGUCUACGCACCCACCCUCGAAGCCACCAAGUCCUUGACAGCAGGACAAGUCGAAAACAUCGAUGAGUCAGCGACAUUUCUCCUGGACAACCACAUCACCGAAGAAUACUUGGCUGAGCUUGUGAAUGAUAAACAGAAGAACAAACGGCUCGUGAGAAAGAUCGAUCUUAUUGUGCUACCCCUUCUAGCCGGUACAUAUGUUCUGCAGUACAUCGACAAGCAGGCUUUGUCGUAUGCCGCCGUCUUCGACUUGUUCGAAAGCACCGGCACCACUCAAUCGCAAUACUCCUGGUUUGCAAGCAUGUUUUAUCUUGCGUAUGUUCGAGAAGAGCAACCGUUCCGAGCAGGUAUCUUCUAUUCAUGCAAUGGCAUUGGCUCGAUGCUGGGGGGCAUUUUCAGCUAUGGGGUUGGUCAGAUUGAUAGUUUCCCAGUCUGGAAAGCCGUCUUUCUUCUAUGUGGUGGUGUCACGGUUCUGUGGGGUUGCGUGCUGCUGUUUUGUUUGCCCGACAGCAUUCUCAGUGCCAGAUGGUUCUCUCUCGAAGAGCGUGCACUUCUGGUCGGUCGUGGUCGUCUCGCUCGCACUGGUAUCCUCAACAAGACUAUCCAGUGGUAUCAGAUCCGAGAAGCUUUUGGCGAUCCACAGGUUUGGCUACUGACUAUUUUCGUCCUCCUGAACGAAGUCAUCAAUGGGGGCAUGUCAAACUUUGGAAAGCUCAUUAUCAAAGGGCUAGUCACUGACCCAUUGUUGACUACUGCGUUGGGGAUUCCGCAAGGCGCAUUCCAAGUCUUUUGGAUAUUGACUGGAACUCUGACUGCAACGAAGUUCCGCAACCAUCGCACUACGGUGAUGAUACUUUGGCUGGUUCCAACGAUUAUCGGCACUUGUCUGAUAUGGAAACUGGACCGAACGCGUUUCAAAGUAGGAGUACUGUUCGGAUAUUAUCUCGUCGGGUCCUUUGUCGCUUCACUCGUCCUCGCACUUCAAAUGCCAGCAACGAACCUUGGAGGAUAUACGAAGCGCAUCACUGCGUCUGCCAUCGUUUUUACGGCGUACUGUGUUGGGAAUAUCAUAGGUCCACACGCAUUCCUCGCCGAUGAGGCUCCUCUGUAUCCGACCGGCUGCAAGGUCAUCCUUUCCUGUGCGGUCGGGCAAAUGCUAACUGGUGCAUGCCUACGAUUGCUGUUGAAGUAUCGUGGGAAAAAAAGAGAGCGCUGGUCAGCAAACCAUGACGCUUCUCUGGAGGAGAGCGAUAUUGCAGACAUUGAUCGCACUGAUUUUGAGAAACCAUCUUUUCGAUACGUAUUAUAG